This is a messenger RNA of Cryptosporidium ubiquitum, 2367 nucleotides long. RefSeq lists its product as uncharacterized. The record is from RefSeq and is a predicted model, not a curated record. Bases 1 to 2367 code for a protein of 788 amino acids. NCBI's taxonomy places the organism in Eukaryota, Apicomplexa, Conoidasida, Eucoccidiorida, Cryptosporidiidae. The transcript has a single exon.
AUGGAAGACUACUAUUACUCUGAGAUUAAUGAGAGCGAGCUUUUAGAUGAUGAUCGUCAUAAUGACGAGACAUUUGACGUGGGUGAAGUAGGUGAUGAUUGGGUUCCUUCAAUUACAUUGAAUCAUUUUGAAAUGAGGCACGAACACCAGGGAAGGGAGGGGAGAAAUCAAAUGAAAAGGCUCGAGGAAUUGAUGAAGUCCAAAACGCCAUUAACAGUAGAGGAGAUAGAGGCAGCAAUAAUGAGUCAAAAUUUUUCCAGAGAACAAGGCCCAGGAAUAACUCAGGAAGAAUUUCAUCAGCAGAAUUAUCUAGAUCAUGAGACUGAGCAUAAUAAUGUGAGACGUAAUCGAGUCCAUUCUGGCCAUUCUCAUAAUAAAGGAAGCCUGCAUGAAUCAUCCUUCCAACAAAGACAAAGAAAUGCGAGUAACCAACACUUUUCUACAAAAAGGAAUGAUGAUAGAGGCUAUUCUGGAAGCAGGGGGUAUAAAGGAGGUCAUCACGAUAAUUUAAACCACGAUCAGGAUGCGUCUAAGGAACCCGAACCAGUUCCUGAAAUUCCUUUUAGUAGUUAUAUUUUUCCACUUACAAAGGCCCACAUGUCUGAAAUUAUUUCAAAUAAUUUAUCAUCUCCAUCAAAUUGGAAUUAUUCUGGUUUUUCUAAUGAUACCUUAAGAAACAAUCAUUUAAUGGUCUCAAGAGACUUUGAUAUGAUUUUGAGAAUUCAGCUUCAGCAAAUGGCAGAAAGACCAGAAAUUCAGUCAUAUUCUUCUAAGUGGAAUAGAAGACUCCUUGCUCGCAAACACAAUCUCCCCUUGGGUAAUGGUGAUUCUUCAGAGGAUAGAGAUCAAUCUAAAGUGCAACCCAAAGCGGGGCAAGAAACGGGCGAUCGAUCAAAAAAUAAGUUUAAGGAGGGACAAAUUGCUGACCAAGAUCCCAAUAGAAUUCGUAAAUUCGGGAAGUCCACAUAUUCUACGGUCAGGGGAGCUAGAGAACUUAUUAAAGUGCAUAACUUAUCAAAAGAUGAUAAUUCUGAGUUGAGAGAUGAAGUAAAUAUUGGAGAAAAUGGAGAACAAUCAAAGAGUUCAAUAAGUGGAGAUUCCUUAUUUUAUACGGGAAAUAUCCAUCAUCAAGCACUUUCAAGACAAGUUUUUGAAGUAUUACACAAUAGUGUUUUUAAUUCUUCUGAAUUUGGGAGUAAAGAUGACAAUAAAGUUCAAGCUCCUGGUCCAUUGGUUUAUUCUAUAAUAGAGGCAGGAAAUGAUCUUCUGCAAGAUGUCAGUUACUUUGAUGAUGAAAUUGAAAACUGUCCAACUGGUCAUUUACAAGCAAGACUUCGUCUUGACCAGGAAUUAAGAGAUACCAUCGACUUAAUUUUUCAGCUACUAUUCGGGUUUUCAAAGUAUACUUCAGUAUCCCCAAACACAGAAGACACAGGCUACAGAAGUGGAGAUAAUUUUAAAGUUUCUGAGAUUUCUUUUACAGAAAGAAAUAUUGCUUGUUUGAACGCCAGGCGCUGGCUUUUAAACAAAAUCCUUAAUAUUAGGAAGGGAAGACACUUUGUUUUGAGUCUAUUCCAUAUGCCUCAUAUUAGCGAGGGCUAUAUGACAGUUUUAUUAGAGUCCAUUCUUGCAUGCAAUGAGCCAAUGAUUGAGAUUUUCAGAUCAUCAUCUAUAAUCCUGCCUCCCUUAAUGGCUCUUGUUCCUAGGGCUUUUAGAUAUCGGCAAGGCCAGGACAUUUUAGCACCUCAUGAUGGCUUUGGAUAUUCAGGUGAUGUAGAUCAACUUAUCGAUGACUGGAGAAAUAUAUAUCAAGGAAGUGACCCAUAUGAUGAAGAAUAUGUCACUAGGGAAGAUUUGAUGGUUAAGGCAAAGUUGGGAACAAAAAUCCUGGAAACUACAGCACUACUUGCAAACAGAAUGAUGCAAUCUAACAAUUACAGAGAUACGUCUUGUUUAAUCCCUAGUCUUUCAGCCCUCCUUAAGUUCUAUACCCAAGAAUCUAUUCAAAGCCUUUUGGGAAUUUCUACUGGGGUGGUAUUCCUUGCUCUUCUAUACAAUUCAAUUUCGGUUGUGCCCAGGCAAGUAGAGACUCUAAAGCAAAUCACGAGACUGCUUGUUUUGGCAUUCACAAAUUAUCUACUUGAAAGAGACUCGGAAAGCUCUCCGAUAAUACCUAUCAAGCUCUCACCUAAUGCUCUAAAAGACUCUGAACCUGUGGUACUUUGUGUUCUUCAAAGAUCAACAAAUGACCCGAAUCUUAAAAGCAUCCUGAUGAACUCAAUUUCUGAUGUGGUUGGGGCGGAAAACAACGAUAGAUUCAUCUCGGAAUUGCAAGAUCUAAUAGUUAGAGGAACAUCAAAAAAUUAG